Messenger RNA from Chenopodium quinoa (quinoa), 1788 nucleotides. Its product is annotated as mitogen-activated protein kinase kinase 6-like. Bases 586 to 1650 code for a protein of 354 amino acids. Gene Ontology annotation, molecular function: protein serine/threonine kinase activity; ATP binding. The transcript is spliced from 8 exons. The record is from RefSeq and is a predicted model, not a curated record. Gene Ontology annotation, cellular component: cytoplasm. Lineage: Eukaryota; Viridiplantae; Streptophyta; Magnoliopsida; Caryophyllales; Amaranthaceae. Gene Ontology annotation, biological process: protein phosphorylation.
AACUCUUUUUUGGAUGAAUUAUUAAAGAUUAUAGCUGUUUAAAUGGUUUACAAUAAGCCAUUGUCUAAGGUUUUGAGAAUCUAAGAAGAUAAAACUAUAAUCAAAUACCAAUACUUACCUAUAUACAACUACGAAGUAUUAUUCAUUACAAUAUAUAUUUGUGAAAUGUGAAUGCUUAGACAGAUUUCCACAAAUAAUCAUUUUAAAACAAUUCUUAUGUGACAUUGCAUAUUAAUCACAAACAAAUUAAAUGAUCUUGAGUAAAAAAAAAAAAAAAAAAAAAAAAAAAAAACAAUAAAUUAAAUAAUCUAAUCUGACCCGAUUACAUGUUGAUCCGAAAUGAUUCAAUUUGUACCCAAUCCGAAUGACCAGAUUACAAGGUCUAACCAUCUAGACUGUGUACUCGCAGUAAAUAAAAUAAGCAAUUUAUUUAGCAGAAAGUCUAAAAAUGAGUCCACAUUAUGAUACUCCAAAGUCCAUACUCCACGUUUUGGCGGUCAUCCUCAUUCAAAAUCCUCACUCCACUCUCUCUCCUUCUCUAUUAAACCCUAAUUUUUCGACUAACUCAGAAUUCCGACCGAUCAAAUGAAGACGAAGACGCCAUUGAAGCAGCUCAAGCUCUCUCUUCCUGCUCAAAAGACUCCCAUCACUAGCUUCUUGAGUGCGAGUGGGACAUUUCAAGAUGGUGAUUUGAUGCUGAACCAGAAAGGGUUGCGGCUUAAAUCUGAUAAUAAAGAACCUCGUCAAUCAGAUGCUAAAGAGCUUGACUUUCAAGUUACCUUGGAAGAUCUUGAGACUGUAAAGGUCAUUGGCAAGGGAAGUGGUGGAGUUGUUCAGCUUGUUCGGCAUAAAUGGGUUGGGAAACUAUUUGCUUUGAAGGUCAUCCAGAUGAACAUACAAGAGGAGAUUCGUAAACAAAUUGUACAGGAGUUAAAGAUUAACCAGUCAUCUCAGUGUCCUCAUAUAGUUGUAUGCUAUCAUUCCUUUUAUCACAAUGGAGCAUUCUCUCUAGUUCUAGAGUAUAUGGAUCGUGGCUCUUUGGCGGAUGUCAUUAAACAAGUCAAGACGAUCCUUGAACCUUAUCUUGCAGUUGUUUGCAAGCAGGUGUUACAAGGUCUUGUAUACUUGCAUAAUGAAAGGCAUGUCAUACAUAGGGACAUGAAGCCUUCCAAUCUAUUGGUAAAUCACAAAGGAGAAGUAAAGAUUACCGACUUUGGUGUCAGUGCAGUGCUAGCUAGCUCAAUGGGUCAACGUGACACAUUUGUUGGGACCUACAACUACAUGUCGCCGGAGAGAAUAAGUGGAAGCUCUUAUGACUAUAGCUGCGACAUUUGGAGUUUGGGUUUGGUUAUGUUGGAGUGUGCCAUUGGGCGUUUUCCCUACAUACAAUCUGAAGAUCAGCAAUGUGCACCGAGCUAUUUUGAGCUUUUGGCAGCUAUUGUAGGAAGCCCAGCCCCUUCUGCCCCAUCCGAUCAGUUCUCCCCAGAGUUUUGCUCCUUUAUAUCUGCUUGCAUACAAAAGGACCCAAAAGACAGAUGGACAUCUUCAGACCUUCUGAAUCACUCAUUCAUCAAAAAAUUCGAAGACAAAGAUAUCGAUCUGGGGAUUCUGGUUGGCAGUUUAGAAUCCCCUGUAAAUUUUUCAAGAUAAGUUUAUUUACAAUCGUUGUAUUAUUGUAGUUAAUGUAACAGAAUAUACUAUUAUACAUUUAUACUAUGUGAAAGUAAACUGGUUGAGACUUAUAAAUCAAGCAAGCAAAUCUAUUAAUUACAUUCAUUUAGUGCGAAG